AGGCCCUCCUGUCUUUCAGGGGAGCUCAUGGAUCUGAUCCGGACAGAGGGCCAGAGGAUGACAGCAGCCCAGCCAUCUGAGACAACUGUGGGCAACAUGGUGCGGCGAGUGCUGAAGGUCAUUCGGGAAGAGUAUGGCAGGCUUCAUGGGCGCAGCGAGGAGAGCGACCAGCAAGAAUCCCUGCACAAACUCCUGACUUCUGGAGGACUGAGCGAGGAUUUCAGCACUCCUUAUCCUCCCCUCAGAGCAAACGUUAUUGAAGCUAUUAACGAGCUGCUAAUAGAGUUAGAGGGCACCACUGAUAACAUUGCCAUGCAGGCGCUGGAGCACAUCCACUCCAAUGAGGUGAUCAUGACCAUUGGCUACUCGCGCACCGUUGAGGCCUUCCUGAAGGAAGCUGCCCGCAAGCGGAAGUUCCAGGUCAUCGUGGCGGAGUGUGCACCGUUCUGCCAGGGUCAUGAAAUGGCUGUCCGACUAUCUAAAGAGAACAUUGAAACUACUGUCAUGAGUGAUGCAGCUAUUUUUGCUGUCAUGUCUCGAGUCAACAAGGUCAUCAUUGGUACCAAGACAAUCCUGGCCAAUGGCGCCCUGAUUGCUGUGAGUGGGACUCACACUCUGGCACUGGCAGCUAAACACCACUCCACCCCGCUCAUUGUCUGUGCCCCCAUGUUCAAGCUUUCACCGCAGUUCCCCAAUGAGGAAGAUUCAUUCCACAAGUUUGUGUCACCACAGGAAGUGCUGCCAUUCACAGAAGGGGAGAUCCUGGCAAAGAUCAACGUUCAUUGCCCAGUGUUUGACUACGUCCCUCCAGAGCUCAUUACUCUCUUCAUUUCCAACAUCGGGGGUAACGCGCCUUCCUACAUCUACCGCCUCAUGAGUGAGCUUUACCACCCAGAUGACUAUGAACUCUAAUGCCAUGAAGCACGUCACUCUGGACUUUUCCUGUCUUUCUCUUUAAAAAGAUAUGACAGCUAAUUAAAGUGUGUGUUGGAAAGAUGGGUUGCUGUGGGGAAUCGGUGGGGGAUUUGUUCAGCAAUGUCCUUCCUACCCAAAAGCAGGAGAUGGCAGAGCUCUUUUAGACCUUCUCAUCCCUUUGCUGGAAGCCACAUGGAGCUGCUAAGCCACUGCAGUGCUAGGGCCUGCCUGAAUAAUAGGCCCUGAAACAAAGUUGACCUCUAAAUGAACCUCACAACCAAACAUUAUCCAUUAUUAAUAUCUGCUAAUUAGCAAAAUCUGUAUUACCAUUAGUGUUUAUUAAUUAGUAUCUGGUCGUUAACAAAAUAUCUAUGCUCACUAGUGAAAGAUGUAGCUUAGGCAAAAUGUAGUCAGUAGUGAGGAUGAAAUGUCAUGAGAAUGUGUAUCCACCUUCCCUUGUUUAACCUUGUUGAAGGCUGAGAACCCAAGUGUUUGGCCUUGAUAGAAACUCCCUUGGUUCUCCCCCCGAGCCCUGGCCAGGCUUUGGGUGGAAUCCAACAGGAGGAUGAAACCAGAUGUUUCUGCUCAAAGAAAGGUGCAAGUCAUUCUGACGUGCUGAUUUUUGGUAUAUAAGGCUGGACUCUCUUGCUGCUGACUUUGGAAGCCUCACCUACAGGUGGACACAUCACGUAGGACUUCCCACUUGCCGGGACAGGCUCUCCAAAUCCUCGCUGCAACCGGGGCUCCCCAGCGACUGCGGGUCUGGGUGUUGGUAACGUGUGCAGGUGGUGAGGGAUCUUUCUUAAUCACUAUUCUCCCCAUCGUGUAGUAAUGGUUAGGUGCAUUACCUUGCUUGUUCUUAUUUUCUAUAAUUAAGUGUACUAUUCUGUAUUUUUCUUAUUGCUUAUUUUCUGUAUCACUUGGUUACAUCCUUUAAUUAUUAACGGUAAAAUAAGCCUACCCUUUUCA
Messenger RNA from Athene cunicularia (burrowing owl), 1884 nucleotides. RefSeq names its product eukaryotic translation initiation factor 2B subunit beta (gene EIF2B2). The transcript is spliced from 7 exons. Gene Ontology annotation, molecular function: guanyl-nucleotide exchange factor activity; translation initiation factor activity. Gene Ontology annotation, biological process: translational initiation. Lineage: Eukaryota; Metazoa; Chordata; Aves; Strigiformes; Strigidae. The record is from RefSeq and is a predicted model, not a curated record. Bases 28 to 912 code for a protein of 294 amino acids. Gene Ontology annotation, cellular component: eukaryotic translation initiation factor 2B complex.